Messenger RNA from Etheostoma cragini (Arkansas darter), 3642 nucleotides. It is a transcript of the gene msh3, whose product is annotated as mutS homolog 3 (E. coli). Bases 203 to 3514 code for a protein of 1103 amino acids. Gene Ontology annotation, cellular component: nucleus. Gene Ontology annotation, biological process: mismatch repair; somatic recombination of immunoglobulin gene segments; mitotic recombination. The transcript has 24 exons. The record is from RefSeq and is a predicted model, not a curated record. Gene Ontology annotation, molecular function: ATP binding; mismatched DNA binding; ATP-dependent DNA damage sensor activity. NCBI's taxonomy places the organism in Eukaryota, Metazoa, Chordata, Actinopteri, Perciformes, Percidae.
UUUAAUUUUGAAAAAACAGUAUCCUCUUCCGGUUUGAUGCGUCAUUUACGCGCCUGUGUGAUCUCAGCACAUGCGCCGCUAUGUUUUGAAAAGCCGGGUCAGGGCAGUGUAAGCCCAAAGCAUUUGCUAUGGUUAGCUUCCCAUUUGCAAAGAUUUCUAUACCUUUUUUCAUGAUUCAUCCAAUAUAAGAGCAAAUUAAAUCAUGUCAAAGUCUCUAAAGAAGUCCUGCAGCAAUCAAACCUCCAUUAGCAAGUAUUUCGGAGGUCUGAGCAGCAGCAGUCCCUCAAACACGCAGUCCGGGAUUAACCAAAAUCCUGCUCAUCUUUCGAGAGGCAAGAAGAAACUUCCCUCUGAUAAUGCUUUUGGAUUGCCAACAAAACGAGCCAAGCUUUCUGUACAAGACCAGCAGGUGGGGGGUUUAGACUGUGACCCUGCAUCCUGUCAGAGCACUAAAGAGACAACGCUAACAUCGGGCCGAGGAGCAGCCGGACUCUGCUCCUCCACCUUGGAAAAGCUGAAAGGCUUCACCUGCUUGGCUGAACCCAGUGAUACGGCUAGCAGUGCAAUCUGUGAUAAAGGAACCAUCGAAGCAAGCCAUAAAAACAGUCUUCAGCUGACAGCGGAGGAGCAUGAGGAUGAAGAGGAGGAGGUCAAAGAAAAGGAAAGUUCAAGACUGGCCGCUACAAAACAGGCGGUCCGCUUGUCUCAAUUUGCCAAGUCAGGCGGAGCAGCAGGAGCAGGAAGAGGAAGAGGAAGAAGAAGUGCAGAACAAAGUCCCCCGUUAGACUCAAGCGCACCGUCUGGGCACUCAAAGAGCAUAUACACUCCCCUGGAACAGCAGGUCAUCCAGCUGAAACAGCAGCAUAAGGAUGCGUUGUUGGCUGUGGAGUGUGGUUACAAGUACAGGUUCUUUGGAGAGGAUGCAGAGGUUGCUGCGAAGGAGCUGAAUAUUGUCUGUCACCUGGAUCAUAACUUCAUGACGUGCAGCAUCCCCACACACCGCCUGUUUGUUCAUGUCAGGCGUUUGGUGUCCCACGGACACAAAGUUGGCGUGGUUAAGCAGACAGAGACGUCUGCGAUCAAGGCCUCAGGCGCCAAUAGGAACGCUCUGUUCACUCGUCAGCUGUGUGCUCUGUACACCAAGUCCACUUUGGUGGGAGAGGAUGUGAACCCGGUCUGCAGACUUGGGGAUGUGGAGGAGGGGGGCUGUGGUGACGUGGUGUUGGACCCUCCUGACAGCUUCUUGCUGUGUAUCAGUGAGAGUUGGGAUAAACUGAAGAAGCAGCUCACUGUGGGGCUGGUGGCAGUUCAGCCCAGCACAGGAGACGUAUUACUGGACUGUUUCCCUGAUGGUCAGUCUCGCUCUGAGCUGGAGGCUCGUGUCCUACAGAUUAACCCUGUGGAGAUCCUUGUGCCCUCUGACCUCUCUGAAGAAACCUACAGACUCCUGCAGAGCAUCGCCAAUGCCAGCGCUCAGGCCGAUGACCAAGUGAGAAUCGAGAAGAGGGAAAGCGCUCAGUUUGAGUUUGCCUCUGCAAUGAACACAGCCACUGAGUUCUACUGCCACACCCAGGAGAAAGGCUCUCGCUCUCUGUCGAGUGUAGCGUCCCUGGAGAGCCAAGUGAUCUGCUGUCUGGGGCCGCUCAUCCAGUACCUCCAAGAAUUCAACUUAGAAAGAGUUCUUAGGAGUGAAAGCUCAUUCCGCCGUCUGUCCUGUGAGUCUGAGUUUAUGAUCCUCAGUGCUGCCACCCUCAGGAAUUUGGACAUCCUCAACAAUCAGACAGAUGGUGGUGUGAAAGGCAGUCUGUUGUGGGUGUUGGACCACACUCGUACUCCCUUUGGGAGGAGACUGAUGAGGAAGUGGGUGAGCCAGCCCCUCACUGACCCCCAGUCUAUCUCAGAGAGGCAGGAUGCUGUCCAGGAGAUCCUAGAGUCGCACUCUCUCACAUUAAAUUCCAUCAAAUCCCUGCUGUCGCAUUUGCCUGACCUGGAGAGAGGCAUCUGUAGCAUAUACCACAAAAAGUCUUCCACGCAGGAGUUUUACCUGAUUAGCAGUAGCCUGUCUCGCCUGGGAAACGAACUGCAGGCCUUGCUCCCAGCUAUCCAGUCACAGAUCAGCUCUGCACUGCUCCGAGGCCUCUUUUCUGACACUCCCGACCUGCUGGCUCCAGCCCACAGCCACCUCAAGGUGCUCAAUGAAAAGGCUGCCAAGUCGGGAAACAAGACAGAGCUAUUCUCAGAUCUGUCCGGCUUCCCGGUGCUGCAGGAAAGGAGGGAGCAGAUCCAGACUGUCAUCGACGAGAUUCAAGACCACCGCAAAGACAUCCGAUUGACACUGAUGGCCCCAGCACUCGACUACACAACCGUCUCUGGACAGGAGUUUCUGAUUGAGGUGAAGAACUCGAUGACGUCUGCUGUUCCACCUGACUGGGUCAAAAUCAGCAGCACCAAGGCAGUCAGCAGGUAUCACUCUCCUUUCCUGGCGGAGUGCUACAAGAAGCUGCUGCAGCUCCGAGAGCAGCUUCUACUGGACUGCCAGAGGGAGUGGACCAAUUUUCUUGAUCAGUUUGGGGAGCACUAUCACACCAUAAAAAGGGCUAUUAGUCACCUAGCAACCAUGGACUGUCUCUUUUCAUUGGCUGAGGUGGCUAAACAAGGAGACUACUGCAGGCCAGAGGUGUGUGUAGGUAAGUGUCAGAUUAUGAUCAGGGACGGCAGACAUCCCGCCAUCGAUGUACUGAUGGGAGAGCACAACCAGUAUGUGCCCAAUCGCACUGAACUACAGGGUGAUGGCAAGAGAGCUAUGAUAAUCACUGGUCCUAAUAUGGGGGGUAAGAGCUCCUACAUCCGCCAGGUGGCCCUGAUCUGUGUUAUGGCUCAGAUGGGCUCCUACGUCCCAGCCUCUGAGGCCCGCCUGGGCAUGUUGGACAGCAUUUAUACCAGGAUGGGGGCUACAGACAACAUCUACAAAGGGCGCAGUACGUUCAUGGAAGAGCUGACUGAAGCCUCUGAGAUUAUUUUCCGCGCAACCGAACGUUCAUUGGUCAUCCUUGAUGAACUGGGACGGGGCACAAGCACCCAUGAUGGGAUUGCCAUCGCCCAUGCCACCCUGGAGUACUUCAUCAGAGAUGUGAAAGCCCUCACCCUGUUCGUGACCCAUUAUCCUCCUCUGUGUGAGUUGGAGCAGGUGUAUCCUGAACAUGUGUCUAACUACCACAUGGCUUUCCUACUCAAUGAACCUGACAUCGCCACUGACGCUGAUGACGGAGAAGUUCAGCCAGAGUCCAUCACUUUCCUCUACCAGUUAACUGAAGGUGCUGCAGGGCGAAGCUACGGCCUGAAUGUGGCCCGAUUGGCUGAAAUUCCAGACCGUAUACUACACACUGCUGCACGCAAAGCCCAAGAGAUGGAGAGCAUGGUUAAUGCCAGGAGGAAGAAUAAAAAACUUCUCUCAGAUCUUUGGAGCAUCUCAGACAGAUCAUCUCUCAUGGAGUGGCUGCAGUCAAACUCUUGACAUCGCUGCAGUAGUUGUCACCAUAGAAGACACACAUGAAGAAGAGAGGAUCCAGCUAUCAGUUAAUAAGCAUGUUCAAAAAACAUUAUACUGUACAAGGAAGUAAAUCUUGUUUCCGAAAAAACUCA